AAUCGUAACACAAGACAGACGUAGUAUUUUCACCAGUUUGUUAAGCAACUUCUAUAUACAAUUUUGUAAAAGGAACUAUACAUUCCGAUUUUCAAACUAAACCAGAUUAUUUGAGAAAAAAAUUAUUCGAAAAAAAACAGCCAUACGUUUUUCAGGAAAUACCUGAAGGCUAUACAAAAAAAUUAAAGACUUGAAUUUUUUUUGUUAACUACUAGCACCUGUACCACUUUCUUUGGCUUAUAUAUACAUAGCUUACAGAUACAUAUAGCCGAUCGGACUGACGAUGGCCCCUUCGGUGGCCUGCAAUGUGACGGUGACCCACAAUUCCCUGAUUCAGUGGUCCCGUGGCGAGAUUCUGGAAUGGUUCAACGAGACGCUCAAAUGCAGCCUGACCAAAAUCGAACAUUUGUGCACUGGCGCAGCCUAUUGCAAUCUGAUGCAUAUGCUCUUUCCCGACGUCAUUAAUUUGAAACGCGUGAAGUUUGUUUCGAAUCAGGAAUACGAGUUCGUGGCCAACUUUAAGGAACUGCAGAAAGCCUUAAAUAAGGUAAAAGUGAGUCCACCCGUGCAGGUUAAUAAGUUGGUCAAAGGCCGCUGUGUGGACAAUUUCGAAUUUGCCGUGUGGUUUCGCCACUUUUACAAAGCCAACUACAAUAGCGAAAGGUGCAUGGGCUACGAUGUACUGGCCGCUCGUGACCACCAGGACAUCGGCCUGGGAAGCUCCCGAUCGACCACACCGGUCUCUGCAUCCAAGAAUCGUCGUGGCAUUGAGAUCGUGAAGAUAUCACCGCGACGUGAUCAGAAGAAGGCUGGAUAUGAAGAUUACAUCGAGACUAACCGGAACCAGUCGCCGGCAUUCAAGAAGGAUGAUCGUAAUCAAAGGAGCACCACCGCAGAAGCACCAGAGCUUAAACCUAAGCCUGGUAAGUUUCCUCAAAAUCAAAGUAAUUCAAAAGACAAAACCACGAAAGCCGCAAUGCCGGCAAAGGAGCCAACCCGAAGGAGCAAACGCUCUGUAAGAAUCCCUCCACUAGAUCUAACUGGCAUAUGCGCCGAUACUCCACGUCCAAUGACCCCGGCCAUGGGGACAAAGUCCACCAAAAAACCUGGUCGCCACAACGGUACUGGUCCCACUGGCCAAACAAUGACCGAAACACGAAAGCCAUCUGUCCAAAACGCCAGUGAUCCUGAAAAGAAGGAAGCGGCUAAACGCAUUGAAGCCGCCAACGAACGUAUACAACGCUUGGAGGCGGAGAAACGGAGCUAUGAAUUUAAGCCCGAGGCAAACGGGCCUCGAAUGGAGCAGUUGGGAGUUGGCAGGGAACAGAAGUCCCUCCAUAAGACGAACCCUAACCAGAACCCUGCUAGACCGUCUAAUAACCAGAAUGCAAAUAACCAGAACAACAAUACCCAGGAUAUCCAUAGAGAGAUCGUCGAGAUCUUCAAGUCGCCGGUGUACUUUACCGAAAAAAGCUCAAAGCCAAAAAUGCGUGAUGAUGAUGAUGAUGAUGGUGCUAUUCCCGUUAAACUCUCGAAAAAUCUGACCAAAAUUUUGACAUCUUGCGAAGUGACCAAUGAACAGCUCCUUGCCGAGGUGGUGCUCCACUGUAGCCUCAAUCUGUAUAUCAAAAACACCGAUGAUGACGACGAUGUGGACAUAGCUGUGCAAACCACCAGUAUGGAUGCAGCCUGUGGCAGCCAAACGGGAGAAGCCGCCAAGCAUUUGUAAGGAUGGUGGAGCAAUUCAAAAUUAUUAGUUUUUCUGUUUUUAUGCCAAAUUCAACUUUUCAAUCGUCGCUGGUUUUGUUUUUCUUUGUUUGGAAAUUAUAAAUUCAAAUUUUGCAACCGAAA
Drosophila santomea is the source of this 1851-nucleotide messenger RNA. RefSeq names its product microtubule-associated protein RP/EB family member 1. Gene Ontology annotation, cellular component: microtubule plus-end; spindle midzone; microtubule organizing center. The record is from RefSeq and is a predicted model, not a curated record. The coding region runs from base 284 to 1729 and encodes 481 amino acids. The transcript has 2 exons. Gene Ontology annotation, molecular function: microtubule plus-end binding. Gene Ontology annotation, biological process: spindle assembly; regulation of microtubule polymerization or depolymerization; protein localization to microtubule plus-end. NCBI's taxonomy places the organism in Eukaryota, Metazoa, Arthropoda, Insecta, Diptera, Drosophilidae.